AUGGAAUACCUCCAGAAAUGCUUUUACAAAUCCACGAAUUGGAAUGAGGAUAACAUUUUUUCUAAUAUAACGGCUACUUCACAAGCAUUAUUGGAGUUUCCCAUUCCAAAUGGGUGUAAAGUAGAUUUAUCUUCGAAAGCCACUGAACAUCUGGCUUCAAGUUUCACGUUAUCAAAUUACCAUUCAAUAAAUGGAUCUUUGGCAUAUCUAUAUUCUUCAAUUCCUUUGCGGAAUACAAUGGGCACUAAAGAUAUUUCAUUACAGGAUGCUAUUUCUGGAUUCAAAAUGCUUGAACUUAACCCAUCAACUACAAAUGCAUUACAGAAUCCCGUAUACAAGAAUACACAUGAUUCAUUACUAUACGGGAGAAUGUACUUUCCAGGUUCAGCUUUAGAGGCUAUGAUUAUUAAGAGAAUCUCAGCACAAACACAAUUGUUGAUCAAAUGUAUCAAUAAUCCUCAUUUAGAUAAGAAUGGGACAAUGAUUGUUUAUUUACAGAAAAAUACACCAAAGUUACUGAGAGAAUUUAUAUAUUCUACUAAUGAAGCGCUAUUUGGAUUCCGAUGCUUAUAUAACUUUGGAAGUCUGGAAUCCAGUUCUAACAAGUCAAAUAGCUCGAAUCUAAUUCCAAAGUUUGAUAAUUCAGUUAUAUCCAUAGGCACAGAAAUAUGGUACGCCGCAUUGAGUAUGAGUCCAGGGUUGUCCACAGCAUUCAGAUAUUCGACUAGAUCUACUUCCACCGGAAAACCUUUGACUAUGACAUUGGCUUGUAACCCAAUUUUGGGGCAUAUAUCCUCCGCCUACACCGUUAAAACAUCAGUGGCCUCUACAUUUUGUUCAAAAUAUGAUUUUAACGUGUUUUCAUACGCCAGUAAUCUUUCCUUGGGGUUUGAAAUAUAUAACUAUUCCAGCAACAAUACACCUAAUACUGCAACAGCUCCACCGCGCAUCAAUAAUAACGAUCCACAAUUUUUGGGUAGCAACAACUCUGAUACUAAGGGAAAUGUGCAUAUACGAUCGCCUGAUGUAUUAAACUACAAGAAUCAUUCUAGUAACAAACAAAAUGUUAUUAUAAGUCCAAUUCAAGCCCUCGAUAACUAUUAUCAUAUUAAUCCUACAUUACUACCUUCAACCAAAAGCGAAGUUGACGACGUAGGGAAACCACUCGAAAGUCAAGAAGAUUCGAACAAUGAAACUGCAAUGGCAGCAUUUGAAAAUCUUGUUAAUGAAUCUGACUUCUCGAGCGUAGUCAAAUUAUCUACUAGUCUAAACGAUAAAAUGUUAAAACUCUUAUGGAAGGGUAGAUGCAAAGACUUUUUGGUUACAACUGGAGUUAAAAUGGUCUUAAAUCCAGUCACUAAUACACCAGAGUUUAACAGAUUUGGAAUAAGCUUCUCGUACGCUUGUUGA
Molecule: messenger RNA, 1410 nt
Organism: Debaryomyces fabryi
Lineage: Eukaryota; Fungi; Ascomycota; Pichiomycetes; Serinales; Debaryomycetaceae
Gene: MDM10
Product: Mdm10p
Exons: 1
Coding region: 1-1410 (469 amino acids)
Biological process (GO): phospholipid transport; mitochondrial outer membrane translocase complex assembly; establishment of mitochondrion localization
Cellular component (GO): ERMES complex; SAM complex
Source: RefSeq, a predicted model, not a curated record